AUGUUUCUAUUUCACUCAAAUCAUCACAACAACAACCACUUGCCCCCAGUUAAAACAAAUGGAAUCGAAUCGCUAAUCGGCAACACUCCACUUAUUCUCAUUAACUCCCUAUCAAACUACUUCAAUUGCGAAAUCUAUGCCAAAUUGGAACUAAAUAACCUAGCUGGUUCUGCAAAAGAUAGAGUCGCCCUAUCCAUCAUCAAAAAAGCUGAAAAGGAUGGUCUAAUCAAACCAAACAACAACGAUGUCAUCUUCGAAGGCACCUCAGGCUCAACUGGUAUCUCGUUUGCUACUAUAGCUAGUCCCUUAGGCUACAAAUGCCACAUCUCUGUUCCUAGUGACACAUCUGAUGAAAAAUUAUUACUACUAAAGACUUUAGGCGCCGAAAUAGACAAAGUCAGUCCUGCUUCAAUCGUCGACCCAAACCAUAACGUCAACAUAGCAAAAAAACUAGCUGACCAACUAACUAAUGAUAAAUCAACCAACAGUGUAGGCUUUUUUGCGAAUCAGUUUGAAAAUGAACAAAACUGGAAAACUCAUUUUGACACAACUGGCCCAGAGAUUUACAGUCAAUUAAAUGCUCAAAUCGACUACUUUGUUCAUGGUUGUGGUACCGGUGGCACAAUAACUGGCGUCUCAAAAUACUUGAAAUCAAAAUCCUCUACUGUCAAAACUUAUCUAGCUGAUCCCCAGGGAAGUGGUUUCUUUAAUAGAAUCAAUCAUGGUGUCAUGUACAACAACGUCGAAAGAGAAGGACACAGAAGAAGACACCAAAUCGAUACUAUCAUCGAGGGAAUAGGUCUUAAUAGAAUCACAAAAAACUUUUUGGCUGGAGAAGACUUAAUUGAUGGUGCCAUUAGAGUCACUGAUGAUCAAGCUUUGAAAAUGGCAAAGUUCCUAUUAGUUAACGACGGUUUGUUUUGGGGUUCCUCUUCUGCAGUGAGUUGUGUAGCUGCUAUUAAAUUAGCACAAAAACAAUCCCAAAAGGGUAAAAAAAUUGUUGUCAUUGCCUGUGAUUCAGGUAAUCGUCAUUUAAGCAAAUUUUGGAAGGAAGCUUCUAAAAUAUCGUCUGAUAUUUCAAUAGAAGAAAUCUUAAAAUGA
This is a messenger RNA of Ascoidea rubescens DSM 1968, 1101 nucleotides long. It is a transcript of the gene MCY1, whose product is annotated as putative cysteine synthase. Gene Ontology annotation, molecular function: cysteine synthase activity. The record is from RefSeq and is a predicted model, not a curated record. The transcript has a single exon. Lineage: Eukaryota; Fungi; Ascomycota; Saccharomycetes; Ascoideales; Ascoideaceae. The coding region runs from base 1 to 1101 and encodes 366 amino acids. Gene Ontology annotation, cellular component: cytoplasm.